GGCAGGCUCUGUGUGCUAUGACGCUGAGCGCGAUGUGGCUAAAGCUGAUCUCGGUGGUAGCAGAAUUUUGUUUUUCCCCCUUUUUAGUGGCAGAUCAAGAAACAACCUCAGAGGCCCCUGAGCAGAGCUCUCUCUCCUCCCAAGCCCUCCAGCAGCCCACGAGUACAGUCUCAAUGAUGGAAAAUUCCAGUAUGCCGGAGACUGACAAGGAAGAAAAAGAACAUGCCACUCAAGACCCUGACGUGAUCACUGAAGCCAGUGCUCAGCAUUCAGGGCUGGCCAGGAGGAACAGUGGCAUCCUGCUGCUCACGCUGGUGUCCUUCCUCAUUUUCAUCCUCUUCAUCAUCAUUCAGCUCUUCAUCAUGAAGCUGCGUAAAGCGCACGUGAUAUGGAAGAAGGAAAGUGAAAUUUCGGAGCAAGCUCUAGAAAGCUACAGAUCAAGAUCCAACAACGAGGAAACAUCUUCCCAGGAGAAUAACAGCCAGGCCUCACAGUCUAAGCAUUGCAUGAACUACAUCAUGCGGUUAUACUCGGGAGCCAAAACAAAGAAGAGUGCCCGGCAUUGGAAGCUGGAGGGCAAGCACAGUCGUGUCCCCGAGAGUAUUGUGUAGUGUUCCCUGUGAUAGAAGAUAGGAUUUCGGGGCAGCUGCAUCAGGCCCUGGAAAGAAUCAUAAGUACUGUGACAUAAAAAUAAGAUGUCCACUGAGAACAGUUCAAGACAGCGCCCAUUGAGCCAGGGCAGCCACAUGAGGACCAAGCCAUGGACAGAAAGCUCCUCCUUGAAAGACAAACAUAGAAAGAACCUAUUGUGACUGACACUACCUCAGAGCCGGAGGCCUCCGCUAAGUCUUUUGGAUCAGGGUCAAAAUGACCAGUGAGCAUCUGACCUCGAAGGGAGCGGCAGUUUUUAGAUAUGGGCUGGAGUGGAACUAUUUGAAUUGGUUUAAAAUCUUUCCUUCUGGUCAAGAAGGACUUAAGCAUGAGAAGGAUCCAAAGAAGACCUGAGCUACCAGCAGCCUACUCUCAAGACAGGCUCUAGGAAGAGGCCAUGUGGGCAACAGAGAAAAGUGGGAUGUCACAGCAUGCAGUGGACAUGACCACCCAGAGAUCCACAACCCUCAACACCAGAGCUGAAUUCGGAUGCCAAGGGGCAUCCUUACUAACCGUGAGCCAACCUGACAGGCAGUUCUUAACCAAAUUACACCAGGGCAAGGGCAUGGACAGAAGCAAACUGCGAGUUUGGUUGACAGACUGUUGAAUUCAUGAAUGGUUUUUAGAACUUUAAUAAAGACUGGAGUGCAUCUUUUUUAGAGGCUGUCAUGCCCAUUGAUUAUCUACGUGAAAAAAAAGAUCAAAUUAGAUGACAUAGCAAACUCUGAUUUUAUAAAAAUGAAACGUUUCUCACUAGUUGGAUCUGAGAAAACCAGCUUGCAAGUAUUACAUGCACGCCCCUGUACAUGUUUGUACACACCUAUGCACACACACAUACAUACUUGCUUGUACCCGCCCAUGCAACACAAACACAUACAUACACACACCUAUAUCGUGAGUGUGUUAUUGCAGACACCAGCUCCUCCUGGUCCUAUCCCUCUCCUAUAAUGACUCUUUUUCCAUUUAACAAUCACGAAAUUAUAGCAAACUAUAAAGACAGCAUAGAGGAUCUUCCUCAAUUAGUUGAGAGUGAAAGGGCCUGAUGCUCAACACCCCUUAAGACCCUCUGAUUACCCCAAGAAAGACACAUAUCACCACAAAGAAAACAUUUCAGUCAGGAAAGUAGCAUCGAUGUCUUUCACUCAUGGUCCUUGGAUGCUGUGGUGGUUUGAACGUGGCCUUGUUGGAGUAGCUGUUUCACUGUGGGUAUGGGCUUUAACACCCUCAUCCUAGCUGCCUAGAAGCCAGUCUUCCACUAGCAGCCUUCAGAUGAAGAUGUAGAACUCUCAGCUCCUCCUGCACCAUGCCUGCCUGGAUGCUGCCAUGUUCUUGCCUUGAGGAUAAUGGACUGAACCUCUGAACCUAUAAGCCAGCCCCAAUUAAAUGUUGUCCUUUAUGAGACUUGCCUUGGUCAUGGUGUCUGUUUACAGCAGUAAACCCCUAAGACAUUCCCCUUUAAGUAUUUUGCUUCUAAACUUUGCCUGUUAUUUUCCUCAUUAAACUUCAAAGCUUUUCACUUAU
Molecule: messenger RNA, 2172 nt
Organism: Rattus rattus (black rat)
Lineage: Eukaryota; Metazoa; Chordata; Mammalia; Rodentia; Muridae
Gene: Crtam
Product: cytotoxic and regulatory T cell molecule
Exons: 5
Coding region: 18-611 (197 amino acids)
Biological process (GO): positive regulation of natural killer cell mediated cytotoxicity directed against tumor cell target; cell recognition; detection of tumor cell
Cellular component (GO): plasma membrane
Molecular function (GO): signaling receptor binding
Source: RefSeq, a predicted model, not a curated record